Messenger RNA from Polyodon spathula (Mississippi paddlefish), 3622 nucleotides. Its product is annotated as TGF-beta receptor type-1-like. Gene Ontology annotation, biological process: cellular response to growth factor stimulus; nervous system development; heart development. Lineage: Eukaryota; Metazoa; Chordata; Actinopteri; Acipenseriformes; Polyodontidae. Gene Ontology annotation, molecular function: activin binding; ATP binding; SMAD binding. The transcript is spliced from 9 exons. Gene Ontology annotation, cellular component: plasma membrane; activin receptor complex. Bases 50 to 1549 code for a protein of 499 amino acids. The record is from RefSeq and is a predicted model, not a curated record.
ACGAGAAGUUGUGUGUGACUCAGAUGGUCUGUAGUAAGUCUGAAUCACAAUGGAUCCAGUUAGGUGCUGUUUAACGGCAAUCGUCCUGCUUUUGGGGACAGAGUUACCGGCAACUGAAGCCUUGCUCUGUUUUUGUCAUCAUUGUACAAAAGACAACUUCACCUGUGAAACAGAUGGAUUGUGCUUUGUAUCCGUCACCCAGACGCCCACGAAGGUUACACAGAGAAGCAUGUGUAUGGCAGGGAAUGAACUCUUUCCCCCGGAUAGACCUUUCAUUUGUAUCCCCACUUCGAAUGGUAUUUCCAAUACCUGGCAACACUGCUGUAAUACUGACUUCUGCAAUAAAGACCCACCUGCGCCACCACCAGAAAUUCCAGACAAGUCCAGUGCUCCAAGCCUGGGACCUGUGGCCUUAGCAGCAGUAAUAGCAGGGCCGGUGUGCCUUGUUUGCAUUCUUCUGAUGUUGACUAUUUAUAUUUGUGUCAGUCGCUCUGUCAUUCAUCACCGUGUCCCAAACGAAGAAGAUCCUUCAUUAGAUCGACCGUUUAUAACACAGGGCACCACCUUAAAAGAUUUGAUUUAUGACUUGACAACUUCAGGCUCUGGAUCAGGUCUACCUUUGCUGGUACAAAGAACAAUUGCCAGAACCAUUGUUUUGCAAGAGAGCAUUGGAAAGGGCCGCUUUGGAGAAGUCUGGCGGGGCAAGUGGAGAGGAGAAGAAGUUGCCGUCAAAAUUUUCUCUUCUCGUGAAGAGCGCUCAUGGUUCCGUGAAGCAGAAAUUUACCAAACCGUCAUGUUGCGUCAUGAGAAUAUCCUUGGGUUCAUCGCAGCAGACAACAAAGAUAAUGGAACUUGGACUCAGUUGUGGCUGGUGUCAGAUUACCAUGAGCAUGGAUCACUUUUUGAUUAUUUAAAUAGAUAUACAGUUACUGUAGAGGGCAUGAUUAAACUGUCUCUGUCCACUGCCAGUGGACUUGCCCAUCUUCACAUGGAGAUUGUAGGAACACAAGGUAAACCUGCAAUUGCUCACAGAGAUUUAAAGUCGAAAAACAUUUUAGUAAAAAAGAAUGGGACAUGCUGCAUAGCGGAUUUGGGUCUGGCAGUAAGACAUGAUUCAGCUACAGACACGAUUGACAUUGCUCCAAAUCACAGAGUGGGAACAAAAAGAUAUAUGGCCCCAGAAGUCCUUGACGAUUCCAUUAAUAUGAAACAUUUUGAGUCUUUUAAGAGGGCUGACAUCUAUGCUAUGGGAUUAGUGUUCUGGGAGAUCGCACGGAGAUGCUCGAUUGGUGGAAUUCAUGAAGACUACCAGCUUCCAUAUUAUGACCUGGUUCCUUCAGAUCCUUCUGUUGAGGAAAUGAGGAAAGUGGUUUGUGAACAGAAGCUCAGGCCAAACAUUCCAAACCGGUGGCAGAGUUGUGAGGCCCUGCGUGUAAUGGCAAAGAUUAUGCGUGAAUGUUGGUAUGCCAAUGGAGCAGCCAGGUUGACUGCUUUGCGCAUCAAGAAGACGUUGUCUCAGCUCAGUCAGCAGGAAGGCAUUAAAAUGUAAACCCAGGCUGCAACUUUUAAAAGCUGUUUUUUUUUUUUUUUUUUUUCUUCAACUGGUUGGUUGCAGUAUUUGGAAGGGAUAUUUUGUUCUACCUCAACGAGGGAACAGAAAGAUGGAUCUCGCUGCCUUUAAAAUUACAUAGGAACACUGCAAAAAGCUGAGCUCUCCCUGCAGAAUUGCUACAUGGAGCUGUGGGAUACUUUCUGUGCACUACGAACACCUCCUUACCCAGGACAUUUACAGACUAUGAUGUAGAUUAGCUUUAUUUUUUAUUAACAUUCAACUUGAUUAAAAAAAAAAAAAAAAAAAAAAAAAAAAAUGCGCUAGAGAGAAAUUUUGAAAUUGCUAGUCUUAACGUAUAGGUAACAGUGCUUAAUAUUAAAUGAUUGUACUGACAGUGGGGACUGGUCCGGUCAAAUCAUACAGUGUUAAACAGGGAAGGAUUUAUUCAUACUCUUAGAAUCAGGUAUCUUUUUUAUAUUGGCAUUUGUUUUGGCUUUGAGAGGUGGAAGUUUUUUUUGCUGGGAGGCUCAUAAUACACCAUCUUAAAAAAAAAAAUUAAAGUUUUAAUCUACUGUAGAUGAACAUACUUAUUUUGUAUGAUUUUAGAAAGUUGACAUGACCUCAUUGAGUCUUGGCAAACGUGCUUUGACAUAUGCAAUAUAUAUUUUAUAUAUUACUGCUCUGUUACAAAAAAAAAAAAAAAAAAAAAAACAUGCCUUCUAAGCCAGGUGUUACCAGAAAGUGCCACUGCUUUUAGUAAUACCACAUACCAGUGUGAAGUCCCAGUAUAUGUUUGCAUCAGAUAUAUAGAAAGCUAUAUUUCUGGACGUCUACAGGAUAUAUUCCAGUUAUGCACAAUUUUUCAUGUGACGUCAUCACAGCACAGUGCUGCCAUACUGGCGGUCAGCAAGCAUUGGCGGGCAAAGACAACUUAACUUAUCGCAGUCAUUAAACUUGCAAUUUUACAAGGCCAGAUGGGUCUUGUGCUGUUGGAUGCACCAACAGGAGAUGAGAACAAAGUGGAUUUCAGCCAUUAGCAGGGCAGCAAAAAGACUGAUCUACGUAACCCAAAGUCAAAGAAGACAGACUGGACUCCAACUUAGUCACACAAUUGUGUAGUGAGCACUUCAUAAAAGGUUAGUAGCAGCAAUAUAUUGGCAGUUAGUUCUGGCCUUAAUAAUAAUAAUAAUAAUAAUAAUAAUAAUAAUAAUAACAACAGUGUAACAAGCUUAAAUGUAUAACUGGUUUUUCUAAAAUACUUAUAUACACUUAAGAGAUUACACUUAACGGGUAUGGUGAUUCCCAGUCCUUGCAUAAAAUACAACUUUGCAGUUACAGAAUUAUGCUAUGUUUCAUUGUUUUACUGAAUUUCAGUAUAAAAUCACGGAACCAUCAAUUUUAUAACAUAUUUAAAUACACAAAUAAUAAUGAGCAGAAAUCGUUAUACACGUACCUUAACAUAUUGUUAAUGCUGUGCUCACUUUUGCACAGCAUAGUCUUUAUCUGAAAUCUACAGAUUCCAGUUACUGACGCUUCGUGCAAAGUUAUGAUACGCUAGUAUAUACCAAAAAUGUCAUGUACAUUGUUUUAUUUGCAAGUCUAUUUAAUGAAAGAUGUUAAACGUUUACAUACAAACAUAGAAAUACAGGAUAAUUCAAAUUAGUACAGGAUUUUUAAACAAACUGUUGAAAAUUGUAUAUUUGGUAACAUGUAAGUUAGGUUUUCUUAAAAGGAAAAAAUAAACUAGUUUACCGCUGUCUUUCAGGGUAGUAAAAAGCACAGGGGGUGCACAAUAGGGGUCACAAAUUCCAAGUAUCUGGCACUCGUCAUUUAUAUCUGUCUGUAGGCAAAGUGUGCUCUGUGGUUUCACGUACAUUACAUUUUGGUGUGGGAGAUAGCAUUUUUGAAUUAGCCGCCAUGGUUGUUUUGACCACCAGUAUGUCGGCAUAGUCUGCUAGGGUCACGUGAUUGCAAAGCCUCAAUAUAGGACCAUGUAAAGAGGCGAUUAAGAAUAAAGUCGCCUCCCCCUUCAACUUCAUUUAUUAAAUCAUUUGUUUUUAAUUGGUCAAU